This is a messenger RNA of Astrephomene gubernaculifera, 361 nucleotides long. NCBI's taxonomy places the organism in Eukaryota, Viridiplantae, Chlorophyta, Chlorophyceae, Chlamydomonadales, Astrephomenaceae. The record is from the annotation of a GenBank genome assembly.
CCUACCCGUACGGUUUGUUCUACGGCGGCGGCGGGAAGCUGAUUGCCUGCCAGGUGAUUGGCGUACUGGCUAUUGGCGCAUGGACGCUGGGCCUUAUGUUUCCAUUCUUUUGGAUCUUCAAGCGGUUCAACCUUCUGCGAGUUCCCGCAGAUGAGGAGCUUAGCGGCUUGGACAUAAGCAGGCACUGCAGUCGGGCGUACUACAUUGACCAGUACAACACGGGUGCACCCGCUACGGGAGAAGCCACGUACCCCAUAUCGUACGACAAUACGUACAGCAAUCCCGCGUACAGCAUAUCCGUCAAACCAGCGAACAAGAACAACGGCGACAGAGGCGCCGUGGGAGAUGCUAUCAUGCGGGC